This is a messenger RNA of Phytophthora nicotianae INRA-310, 2586 nucleotides long. RefSeq lists its product as hypothetical. The record is from RefSeq and is a predicted model, not a curated record. The coding region runs from base 1 to 2586 and encodes 861 amino acids. Lineage: Eukaryota; Oomycota; Peronosporomycetes; Peronosporales; Peronosporaceae. The transcript has a single exon. Gene Ontology annotation, biological process: cyclic nucleotide biosynthetic process; intracellular signal transduction.
AUGAUCGGAGGCGCUGGUAGUGGUCAUCACCGCGUGUCUCCAGAGGUGACACUGAAAAACCCGAAUCCGGAUGCCACACUGACGGCUAAAAUCCCGACCAACGUCGGAAUCAGCAAGAAAGUGCCCUCGUCGAAUUCAGUGAACGGUCCAGUGCGCAGGUUCCCGUUCGUCAAAGCUCAAACGCCAGCCCAGGCAGCCCAGUCUGAGGCCCGUAAGCGCGUUGUAUUGGGAUUGCUGGAUUCCAAGUGGUUCACCGUUACGAUGCUCGUUGUGACGGUGUAUGCACUUUUCGGAGACGACAUUCGACUGUCGCUCUUCUCGCAGUCAGCAGACAACGGCUUUUUCACACUGGCCACCAUUUGUCUUGUGCUGUUCUCCUUUGAGUUCAUUGCCUCAUGUUACGCCAAACCGGGCUAUGUACUGAGUUUUUACUUUUUACUGGACCUCAUCGCCACGUUCUCCGUUCUGCCAGAUAUCGGGUGGAUUUGGAACCAAAUUAUCGGCACCAACAGCAGUUCGUCAGCUAUCAAGGCCAGUAAAGCAACCAGGGCUGGUAGCAAAGCUGGUCGAAUCGUGCGUGUCGUGCGAGCUGUUCGCCUCUUUCGAGUGGUUAAGAUUCUGAAGUGGAAAAACAGUUCCAAAGAGCCCACUGAACAGCUACAGGAGAGCAAAGUUGGGAGUAAAAUGGGCGAAGUGACGGUGCAGCGUGUGGUGAUUCUGGUGCUCUUCCUCAUUAUGCUUCUACCGGUGUUCGAUGGAGGCUAUACCCAGGUGGAAUAUCGUUACCAAGACUAUGGUCUACGCAUCAUUCACAUGCUCGUGUCUUCGGGUAUGACCAAGGGCAGCGUUGCCAACUCCACAGAAUACGAACGCCUUCUCUUUGGCUACGUUCGAGACGCUGGAAUGUUAAUCUACAUCCAAAUGACCAACGUCACCACCGACGUGCUCAUGGCGGAUAUUGCAGGUUUACGUUUCCAGGAUUCACCAGGCUCUCAACACAAUCUAACCGUGAACCCGUCGAAUGACUGGUCGGCAUCUAACUUGCUAGCCACCUACUCUGACGUGACCGAUAAAUACCGAGAUGUCGAGGUUAACAUCGUGAAAACCUAUGGCUGUUUCAACAAAGACUUCAUCGUGAUCGACUCGGCAGAUACUUCCAGUGCUUGUGUGAGUAUCGCCAUCUUCGACACUGCAUCGUCGAGUUCCUCCUCUGCAGCCUACAACAUCCUCAAGACGUUCUUCAUUAUCCUCGUGCUGGUCGCUGCGUCGACGUCUUUCAUUCGAACGGCACGUAUCCUUGUGCUUGACCCCAUUGAACGUAUGAUGGACGUGGUGAAAAAGCUGGCAGAUAAUCCUCUUGCAAGUGUUCAAACAUCGAGUAACGAUGCUCAGAUCCGCAAAAAUGCCAAGGAGGAAGGCUUCGAGACUGCGUUGCUAGAACUCACAUUGUCAAAAGUUGGCCGUCUUAUGCAGGUGGGAUUUGGCGCUGCUGGUGCAGAUAUCAUUGGUAAGAACAUGGGCUCCGGUGAUUUAGAUCCCAUGCUGCCUGGUAAGAAAAUCACUGCUAUCUACGGGUUCUGCGAUAUCCGUCAGUUCACAGAUACAACAGAAUGUCUGCAAGAAGAGGUCAUGGUGUAUGUGAACAAACUCGGCGAUAUCAUGCACACCGGCACUCACCACUACUACGGAAUGGCGAACAAGAAUGUCGGUGAUGCCUUUUUAUUGUCCUGGAAAAUCUGUGACGGUGAGUUGGCUUGCUUCUCGCGGUUUACGGAUACCCCGACCGAAGAAGACCGUAUCCAGGUGAACCAGUCGAUUACUUGUCCUCCGAACGCCGGUGCAGGCACCAAGCUACGUCGUAUUACACCUACGGAGAUGGCGGACAGUGCACUUACCGCGUUUAUCAAGUGCAUGAUCGACUUGGACAAUGCCAACACGGAUGGGCCACUGACCGAGUAUCUUACCAAAGACGCUGUGGUCAAACGCUUCGGACCUGCAUUCCGCAUUAAAAUGGGCUUCGGUAUGCACGUAGGUUGGGCUGUCGAAGGUGCCAUCGGUUCACGGUUCAAAAUCGACGCCACGUAUAUUUCUCCACACGUCGAAAUGGCUGAUCGAUUGGAGGCAGGAUCCAAGAUGUUCAUGACGCCAAUCAACAUUUCUCACUGGCUUGCAGCACUGAUAUCGCCUGCAGCUCGUCGGUUCUUACGUAAAAUGGAUCGGAUGAGCAUCCGUGGUGUUGAUACGCCUCUAACAGUGUACACGUUCGACGUCACGGUCAUGAAAAUUGGAUUUGGCACACCUAUAAUCGACCCAGCAACGGGACUUCAAACUCCUGUGGACUUCGAGAAUGAUCCCGAAUAUCUGGAAAUCCGCGAAGGUCUUGAACCUGCUUUUCUUGAAGCUGCUGGCAGCGCAGUCGAGGCGUAUCUAAGUGGAGACUGGCCGAAAGCACGACACUAUUUAACGCACGCUCAGCAAAUUCGACCACAGGACGGACCUUGCAAACAUCUUAUGGGGGUGCUCAAAGGAAACAACUUUGAAGCACCGAGAGACUGGAAAGGAUAUCGCUAUGUUGCAGGGUAUUAA